Messenger RNA from Annulohypoxylon maeteangense, 2860 nucleotides. RefSeq lists its product as uncharacterized. The transcript has 2 exons. NCBI's taxonomy places the organism in Eukaryota, Fungi, Ascomycota, Sordariomycetes, Xylariales, Hypoxylaceae. Bases 430 to 2673 code for a protein of 747 amino acids. The record is from RefSeq and is a predicted model, not a curated record.
UGAGCGAUGCGCCGGGCCGAAUGUCGCGAGGAUUUAUUGGAGGCUGGAUAAGACAGCAGAUGAUGUCUACGCGACAACAAUAGCCUGUGUCUAUCUACAUUAUUUGUUACAUGCUACAUAUUUUUGCAUUGCAUUAUUCUGUGCCGUACGGGAGAGUUGCGCGGUGUGCAGGGCAAGAGCCAGCGUCACCAUCGCACCCAACCUGGGAACUUUGAGGUCAGUCGAUACAUCCAGUACCCAGUACCUCUUACCUCUUCAUAAAGAAAUCCCUUAUCGCAACAUCUCGAAUCCUGACGAUACCUUCAACGCCGUCCCUUGAUACAUAAGUCAGCAAACAACCUGUAAUCCGUAACCGCGCUUUUCUCUCUUUCAUGAUCCUAGCACCAAGCUCGCGUGCAACGUUUCGAAGUUGCAUGAACAAAGAAAAUCAUGGAGGAAGCGACCAAGACGAUUGAAACAUUAGUUAAAAACAUCUUGCCCUUCAAAGCACAUUACCUAUCACUUGAUACGACGCGACGAUACAGGGAACAGACAGAUGACAAGAGGUUAGAAGAACAAGUCAUCAGGCCUCUCCAAUACACCACAUUUAUUAGUGACGCCGAGCGUGGGAUUCUCCUUACGAGAGCCUACUUCGACGUCCGAGAAGAACCUGUAAACCCUGCCAAUGCGACAGAUACCCCGACACCCAAGAAAACCGACCCUAAUAAACCUAAGACGAAGCUGUCCUUGAAAGAUUAUAAGAAUAAGAAGAAGUCCCCUGACGGCGAAGAGCCGCCUAAACCACCUGCGCAGCCUACCAAGGCGAAUGCGCCUGCAAAGAAGCUGCCGGAUCCGGUAGUAAAUGAUAUGGACGACCACCGUGAUGGCAGGAGGGGGCUGCCCGACAUGAAAGCUAGCUUGAAGGCUGAGGCGCGUCGUCAUCGUAGCCCUUCGCCGGAGAGGAAAAAACGAUUUGCAGAAGUCGACCAAGAUUCCAAGCCGGCGAAGCGAAGUAGAGUUGAGAAUGCUACGCCCAACUCCGUGAGCUCACGUACUAUCAAAGAUCACACGCCGCAAAAGUCUGAGCGGCUGAUCUCGUCGGAAAAGAAACUGACCAAAGACUCGAAAACUCUACCUAUGACCAAUGGAAGAUCAGCACUAGCAAGUACAGCGCACAAAGGAAUCUCUCCCAAGCCUGGCGCUCAUAUAAACGGAACCCAGAAACUCUCCAAAAACAGAGACAUGACAGACAAGAAGACAGAGAGCAAUUCGAAUUCGAAGGCGCCCUAUGUGCCGCCUUUACUAUCUCCCAUAGAUAUGUCGGAUUAUAUAGAUGAUGAUCCUAAAACAACACGCCCUAUCCCCAAGAAGAAGCCGGCGGACUCAAACAACCUAAAGUUACCCCCAAAGAAGAGUCGGGAAGAUCGUGAUCCAUCUCCUAGUCCCAAGAAGCGCAAAAUCCCACCGCUUCUAUCCCCGACACUCCCACCCAUUGUACUCGAAGAAUUAGCAAGGACGAACAAAUCUACCCCAUCAAAGGACAUCAAGGAAUCGAGUCAAAGAAGCAGUCAAUUUUCGGACUCUCCUAAUGGCCAGAAGAAAGCAGCGAAGCCUUCAAAGCGCGAAGAAACCAUCCAUGUGGACAGCAACAAAGGACAGCGGGAUUCGCUCAUAGUUACAUUGAAGUACAAGAAACGAAAUGCGAAAACUGUAGAACGGCUCUUGGCCUUGCCUCCAGUUGGAAAGAAGAAGAGCGAUCUACUCAAAAAAGAAGAGCGUAUGGCUCGCGACCGUUCCGACAGCUUAGAACCCGGCACCGCACGUAAGCGACCGAUUCCCGCGAUAGAUGCUAGCGAAGCGAUCAAACGACCGAAGACCUCAGAAAAUACACGCCCUACAACACCACCGAGACAAUCAUCAGCAAUGACACGAGUCGCGUCUAAUAGCUCCCAAGCCGGUACUCCGGGGGUUACAAACGGUUUCACACCUGCCGCGCAACCGCCUGAACGACGGCGCCCGCCUAUUGACCCAGAGAAGUUGCAGAGGCUACAGUCACGGUCUACAAAUAUAAUACAAAUUGCUAUCAAAUUAAAACAUGAACGAGAUGCGGUUUUGAAGAGGCAAACGGAUGGGAUUGCGGAGCGCGAUCGUCAAGUUGCUAUUGCCGCUGGUAUUCAGUGCUUGGUUUCAUUUUUAUUCGGCUUUAAACUACAGAGCGAUGCUGCUGAGAUAGAACGUAAACCGGGCUCGAUACGGUCACUAAGGGAGUUACUGGCUCUAUUUAGAGUGACGAGGACUGAUUGUGCUAGGCACAAUGCCUUGACUGCGCUGAUCUUGCGCCUUCAAGGUAUUUGUCUUGUACACAUUGGCCGCGUAGUGUGGUCAUAUCCUCACGAUCAAGAGUUUGCGAAUCUAAUGCUCACUAAUAGUAAGGAUCAGCAAGAGACUUGGCGACAGGCUGAUAGCGCACGCAGAGCCAUGGGUAUAUACGACGGGGGCUCUAAAUCAGAUGACGGGGGCUCGAUAGGCAAGCUUAUCGACCGACUCGGACCAUGGACGACACCCGAAGAAGCUAUACCGAUCACCCUCGAAGUUCUAAGAAAGGUUAUGCAGUCGAAUAGCUCAUGGAAACCAGUCGACGCCCUUACCAGAAUCGGACACUCGUCAACGAACGGAACUACCACCUCAAUCUGAAGCUAGGGUCGGUGCCACCACACAAGAUAUACGGCGUUUGCGGUGGUGCCAACCUGCAUUCUAAUGUAUAUUAUGAACCAUGAUUCCUAUGAUACGAUACCAGAACACUUUAUUAUUUCCGCGUCUGCAACAAUCCUUCUUAGUUUGGGUAUCAGGGAUGUGAAGACAUGGUCGAGGGCGACCUGGA